This is a messenger RNA of Gloeophyllum trabeum ATCC 11539, 1554 nucleotides long. RefSeq lists its product as uncharacterized. Bases 1 to 603 code for a protein of 200 amino acids. Gene Ontology annotation, biological process: ribosomal large subunit assembly. The record is from RefSeq and is a predicted model, not a curated record. Lineage: Eukaryota; Fungi; Basidiomycota; Agaricomycetes; Gloeophyllales; Gloeophyllaceae. Gene Ontology annotation, cellular component: preribosome, large subunit precursor. The transcript has 3 exons.
AUGCCUCCCGCGAAGCCGGUACAGCCCAGAAAACGCAAUAGAAAGCGCAAAAGACGAGUAGCCUCGUCGUCGGAGUCAUCGUCGUCAGACUCAGGCUCGUCUUCCGAUGAAUCACCUCGCAUUGUUGUUCGAACCCCAGCACCCGCGAAAGAGGCGUCCGAAACGGAAGAUUCAUCUUCAAGUUCUGAUUCACAAUCUGAAUCCGAGUCUGAGACACAGCUAGCGAGGUCUAAUGACAACGUGGUAGAGCCCAUGGACGUAUCUGAGCGGCGUACGUCAAGAAAGGUAGUUUCACGAAGGUCGCCGUCUAUCUCCCCGCCUCCUACGACGAUACCUUCCUUCCCACCGGGCGCUGUACCUGGACAGGAGUCACUAGAUGAACAGGCCCUGAAGGAAAAGUUUAGGAAAUUCUGGAUGGCCUCAAUAGCCGAUGGCUUCAAGGAUGACUUGGAAGUGAUCCGCAAGGAGCCUAAUAUGACUACUUCACGCCUGGGCUUGUUGAUUGAAUCUUUAGCUGCUGGAGCCAACGUUUUCUCCUCCUCCUCUGACCGGGACGGAAUAAACGAGAUGGAGGUCGUACUUGACCAAAAUACGCAGUCGUAAGACAGCAACGCUACAUUCAAUAUGUUCGCCUAAUCUACAACGGCUCGGCUUCAAAGGUGCUAUGGCCCGGGACUGGCCAUACGUUCCAUAAAAUACUCUGCUCCUUUAGAGACGCUUCUUUGUCCUGCUCCUGCUCUAAGCCAUCCUCCGCAGGCUGUUCCGUUCGGUUAUUCUCUCCGCUGAGUCGAUCCAGGCUGUACUGUACUGCAAUCUGCGCAUCCCGCAACCUCACCAACUUACGAGGGCCAGGCCGAGCGUUAACAGCCUCCUUCACCACCCUCAACGUCUUCAUGGGGUUCGGUUUUAUCGUCUCGUCCUCCUCCGUCUCCAUCUGCUCAGACAUACGGGCAGCCUGGUAGACACCCUCCAUGCGCUCAACGAAUGCUUGCAAUUGUACUCCCAACUUCGUCGUCUUUACCACCUGUCCCUGUUGUAUCAGCUCAUCCACUACCCUUCGCAAACGCGGCACCUCCCGCUCAAGGUGCCGGAAGUCGUGCUCGGCAGGCACGGGUUUGUCUGGUACGUUGUGAGCGGACAACUCCGGCGGCCCGGCGACGAUUCGGUGUGUCCAGUGGGCAAUGGCCUUUUGCGAGGCGAUCUCCAAGGGCGUCAAGCCCGUACCGUCUUCCGUAUGCAAUCCCUCAUCAGGACUAGCGUUGAGGAAAACGCGAGCAACAUGCGGGUAACCGCUGCGAAUAGCGAGAUGGAGUGGGGUCAGGCCUUCCGUGUUGCGUUUCAGGAGCUGGUCGUUAGCACCCCUUGUGAGCAGUUGUCGCAGGAUGUCGAGCCCCACCCAAGGCUGGUGAGCUGCGAAAUGUAAAGGCAGGUUCUGCCCUUGUCUUGACCGUUGAUUCAUGAGAUACUCCGUGACAUCCUGAGGAAACUUGGUAACCAUGUGGUCGAAAAGGGCCUGGUGCCCUUUAUAUAGUGCGACGUGAUAUAUGUUCCAUC